Messenger RNA from Urocitellus parryii (Arctic ground squirrel), 701 nucleotides. RefSeq names its product ribosomal protein L10 like (gene Rpl10l). Gene Ontology annotation, cellular component: ribosome. The record is from RefSeq and is a predicted model, not a curated record. NCBI's taxonomy places the organism in Eukaryota, Metazoa, Chordata, Mammalia, Rodentia, Sciuridae. Gene Ontology annotation, biological process: translation. Gene Ontology annotation, molecular function: structural constituent of ribosome.
ACCCACCGCCGAGAUUCUUUAGGUAGCGAUGGGCCGCCGCCCUGCUCGCUGUUACCGGUAUUGUAAGAACAAGCCUUACCCCAAGUCUCGUUUCUGCCGAGGUGUCCCAGAUGCCAAGAUUCGCAUCUUUGACCUGGGUCGGAAAAAGGCGAAAGUGGAUGAGUUCCCACUCUGUGGUCACAUGGUGUCCGAUGAGUACGAGCAGCUGYCCUCCGAAGCCCUGGAGGCCGCCCGCAUCUGUGCCAACAAGUACAUGGUGAAAAGUUGUGGCAAAGAUGGCUUUCACAUUCGAGUACGCCUCCAUCCUUUCCAUGUCAUCCGUAUCAACAAGAUGUUGUCCUGUGCUGGGGCUGACAGGCUCCAGACAGGUAUGAGAGGUGCCUUUGGAAAACCUCAAGGGACUGUUGCCAGGGUCCAUAUUGGCCAAGUCAUCAUGUCCAUCCGCACCAAGCUUCAGAACAAGGAGCACGUGAUUGAAGCCUUGCGCAGGGCAAAAUUCAAGUUCCCGGGACGCCAGAAGAUCCAUAUCUCCAAGAAGUGGGGCUUUACCAAGUUUGAUGCUCACGAAUUUGAAGACAAAGUGGCCAAGAAGCGCCUGAUUCCUGAUGGCUGUGGAGUCAAAUACAUCCCCAAUCGUGGCCCUUUGGACAAGUGGCGGGCCUUGCACUCCUGAAGGCUUUGGCAGCACUGCCUCCAUGGAC